This is a messenger RNA of Naegleria lovaniensis, 375 nucleotides long. RefSeq lists its product as uncharacterized. The coding region runs from base 1 to 375 and encodes 124 amino acids. Gene Ontology annotation, molecular function: proton-transporting ATPase activity, rotational mechanism. The transcript is spliced from 2 exons. Gene Ontology annotation, biological process: proton transmembrane transport. Lineage: Eukaryota; Heterolobosea; Eutetramitea; Acrasida; Naegleriidae. Gene Ontology annotation, cellular component: vacuolar proton-transporting V-type ATPase complex. The record is from RefSeq and is a predicted model, not a curated record.
AUGGCCACCAAAAAAUCAGGAAGCAUCCAACAAUUGUUGCAGGCCGAACAAGAAGCCACUGAAAUUGUGAAAGAAGCAAAGAAGCAGAGAUUACUUAAAUUGAAGGAAGCUAAGGAUGAAGCAGAGAAGGAACUCCAAAAAUUCAGACAAGAUAAAGAAAAGUACUUCCAAAAGUUCGUGAAGGAACAAAUUGAAGUAGGUGGAUCCAACACUGCUCUCCAACAAAAAAAGAAUCAAAUUAUUAACAACAUCCAACAAAACACACAAAUGAAAAAGUCAGCAGUUGUGGGAUUCCUUGUUGAUAAUGUGAUUGGAAAUAUUAAUGUAGAUUUAGAAAAGGAACAAAAGGCCUUCAUUGAGAAGAGAUCAAAGUAA